Molecule: messenger RNA, 2276 nt
Organism: Ceratitis capitata (Mediterranean fruit fly)
Lineage: Eukaryota; Metazoa; Arthropoda; Insecta; Diptera; Tephritidae
Exons: 5
Coding region: 192-1736 (514 amino acids)
Source: RefSeq, a predicted model, not a curated record
UUUUGCUGUCAGCGCCAAUGGAAGUUUGGAAAAGAUAAGCACUGAAAAUUUAUCAUUUGAUUUGAUGUUUCUGCGCUAGAAGUUGUCAUUUUUGUAAAGAUUGAAAAUUCUCAUUUUUUUUAAAUUGCGCAUUUCAAGUUAUUCUGUUUGAAAUUGUGAAUGAUUACUUUAGUAAAAAAAAAGAAUAACCAAUGGGAAAUUCGAAUUCCAGAAGUGACUCUGGCAUCGAUGUGCAGAAUGGAUUAUCAGGUGUUUCAAGGGAAAAACUCCCAAAAACAUCUCCAACCGUUCCAAUAACCGAUGGAGUUUCAGCAGCAAAUAAUAAUGCUAUGUUAAAGGCCGAACGAUCCAUGAGUAGAUCUGCAUCGGGUGCAGAUGUUACGGAGAAAUAUUUAACCCAACUUGUUCCGAUUGAAAAAUUAUCAGAGAUACUUAAAGAGAAGUCUGCCAAACACGGUGUCAAUGGCAUUGUAUCAGACGUGUUUGUAUCACAAGUUUUUCCCCAAUAUGCUGAUUUAGGCAAAAGAUUAUUUCGCCUAAUGCAUUCAGCUUCGAAAGCAACAACAGCUCACUUGGGGACUAUGGCAUUCCGUCAACAGUGUGAGCGUUUUCUUGGUAUAAUGGAUGAUGAAAAAAUUUUGGAAUGCUAUAUUAAAAUGUAUGCUGAAGACGAUAAUCCUGAAUUUAUAACGAAAGAAGGUGUUACACGCUUACUCUUCAUAUGCUAUACAAUAGCAAUGCAACACUCUGGCAACGCAGUACUCUGUCCAGCAAUUAAUCGGACAUUUGGUUCGGUGACUAAGUCAAUAUUUUUUAGUCACGAUAAUCUAAGUGUAGGAUUUGUCUGUCGUUGGUUUGAGCAAAAUCUUAUAAGAUUAGUGUUGCUGGUGCACAAAUAUUGUUUACACACAUUAACAACAUCCUACAGAGGUCUUGAGCAACAAAGCCAAUCAUGCGGAAUUGAGCUACAAACUCCAGUUCUGGAACAACGCAAUCCAUUCCCUGAUGCUGCUAAUAAGGAUGCCAGCACUUCGAACUAUGAAUCGUUAAUGCCAUUAUCGCAAGCAUGGUUGCUAGCUGGGGGGCUUCCUCCACUCUUUUCUAAGCCGCAGACUAUACAGUCACCUACAUCCAAUAAAUCAUCCGCAGCACAAAUUUUUAAAGAAAAACUUUCCAUGAUGCCAUCUCAUUGGACCUUAUUAUACGACUCCAAUGAUCACGGGUUGGGUGCUAACCGUUUCUUGCACCAUGUACUUGGUUAUCGCGGUCCAACACUCGUACUGAUACAUACUAAAGAUGACCAGACGUACUGCAUUGCAUCGCCAACUGAAUGGAAAGAAACGCAUUUGUAUACAGGAGGUGAAGGCAGUUGUAUUAUUCAACUAUUUCCAAAAUUUGUGAUAUUAGAGAAAAAACCCAAUAUUUUGUACUUAAACACAAGCAUACGGGGUUAUCCUAAAGGAGUACGGGCUGGCUCGGAUCCACGUAAACCGAUUAUCGCCAUUGAUGAACACUUCGAAAAAGUGGACUGCAAAGGGUUGGCAGCAGUGCUAAUUGCAAUUGAGGUAUGGGGCUGCGGUGACAAGGCAUCACGUGAUGUGCAAUUGGAUAUUAAGAAGUGGCAAAUCAAAGAAGCUGAACGACAACGUACUGUAAAGUUAACCGCCGCCGAUUGGAUGGAUCAUCCAGAUCGUUACCUAUUAGAGUUAGGCGGUCGCACAAACUACAAUAAUUGAAAGGCGUAUAUAAUCCUUUAUUGACGGAAGCGUUUGUUUUGCGUGCCUUAAGUCUUAAUAGUUAUUAUCGACAACAUCAAUUUUACUUCGAUUGCGUUAAUACAGUGAGCAUAGUUGGAUUUUCAAAGGCGAGAGGGCAUUCUUCGCCGUAAUGUACGGUCUUUCAACGAUUCCAGUGUCUUAAUUUUAAGUGUUUAAUGAUCUUUCUUUUACUUUGAAUAUGCGUAACUUAAGCUUUUCGCUUAAAGUAUUUUAUUAUGGAUACUUAUAUGUAUACAUAUAUACAGAUAUGUACUCGGCGGACAGUCAAUUCGGUUUUAUAUUUUAAUUGCUGAAAUUGUUCUUUACACAAUAGACCACUAACUUCUAUUUUUUUUCGAUUGGCGCGUACAACGGUCUUGUUAAAUGGGUGGCGUAGCAUUAUUAGUCCAAGUAUGUACUUAAUAUUUUAUUUAUAUUCAUGUACGUCCAUAUAUUGUUAACUAAAAAAAAAGCAAAUAAAACAAUAUAUAAAUUAAAAAAAUAUUACGAUAACGGAAA